UCUCCGUCAGGUCCUCCUGUGAGUGCUUUGACUCUACCGUCAUUCAGAGUCCAUCAUGUCCUCUCCGUUAGCUGUCUUCUUCUUCAUGGCGGUCAUCCUUCUCAUCAACGCCUCUAGUGUGGUCUCUCCAGCUCCUGAGGUCGACAAGGUGCCUCAGCUCCAGGAGGGGGCGUCAUCCUCUGUCUGUCCGUCCUGUUCUCUGUCUCAGAUGAGGAGGAACUCGACUUUACCAGGAGGACAGAGCGACAUGGUGGAGGCAGUGAAGCGUCACAUUCUCAACAUGCUGCACCUGAGUGCCCGGCCCAACCUGACACAGCCAGUCCCUCGAGCAGCGCUCCUCAAUGCCAUCAAGAAGCUGCAUGUCGGCCACGUGACCGAAGACGGCAGCGUGGAGAUCCAGGAGGAGGGCCGCAGCUCCAGGGCCCCAACAUCCCCCGAACCACCAUCUGAAAUCAUCACCUUUGCAGAGCCAGGUGACUCUCAGAACACAGUGACCUUUGACAUUUCAAAGGAGGGCAGCGGCUCCUCUGUCGUGGAACAGGCGAACAUCUGGAUCUUUCUGAAGAUGUCAAAGGGAAACCAAGGAAAGGGCAAAGUGACUCUGCGGCUGCUGCAGCUUCAUCAUGACAAUGAUGAGGAGGAGCGUGUUUCAGAGAAGAUGGUGGACACUCGUCGCAGCGGCUGGCACACCCUCGCCAUUCCUCGCAGCGUUCAGACCCUGCUGGACAGUGGCGGCAGGUCACUCAACCUGCGGGUCUCCUGUCCACUGUGUGCUGAGGCUGGAGCUUCGCCAGUUCUGAUGCCUGCCAAAGGCGAGCAAGCUGCGGGUCGAGAUCAUUCUCAUCGGCCGUUCAUCAUGGUCGUGCUGCAAGCUCAAAAGGAGGCGUCACAGCAACGAGUCAAAAGAGGUCUGGAGUGCGACGGGAAAAUACACAUCUGCUGCAAACGACAGUUUUACGUCAACUUUAAAGACAUCGGCUGGAACGACUGGAUUAUCGCUCCAUCAGGUUACCAUGCCAACUACUGUGAGGGCGACUGUCCAAACCACAUGGCGAGCCUCAGCGGCUCCUCCCUCUCCUUCCACUCAACGGUCAUCAAUCAUUAUCGCAUGAGGGGCUACGGCCCGUUUCAAAACAUCAAGUCGUGCUGCGUGCCGACAAGGCUGCGCGCCAUGUCCAUGCUUUACUACAACGAGGAGCAGAAAAUCAUCAAGAAAGACAUCCAGAACAUGAUCGUGGAGGAGUGUGGCUGCUCGUAA
Seriola dumerili (greater amberjack) is the source of this 1258-nucleotide messenger RNA. RefSeq names its product inhibin beta A chain-like (gene inhbab). Bases 56 to 1258 code for a protein of 400 amino acids. Lineage: Eukaryota; Metazoa; Chordata; Actinopteri; Carangiformes; Carangidae. Gene Ontology annotation, biological process: SMAD protein signal transduction; BMP signaling pathway. Gene Ontology annotation, cellular component: extracellular region. Gene Ontology annotation, molecular function: hormone activity; growth factor activity; cytokine activity. The transcript is spliced from 2 exons. The record is from RefSeq and is a predicted model, not a curated record.